AUGGAUGGAGAAAGUGAGUCGUCGAGAAUCGAUUCUAUAGUUUCAGCUGUUCCGAGUGCGUGGAAGGAUGAUGUGCCACAGAAAUUGGUCGAUACGUUUUGGAAGUCCUUUAAUUCAAAGUACCCGGGAAGGGUAUUGAAGGCUUUGUCGUACCGACCGGGCAAGACUGCUUCACAGCCUGUUUCGAAUAUUGCCCACGGCGAAGCUGCCCUUGAUUCUUACGAUCGUGCCAAACGCGAAUGCGAACACGCAGUGGACCGUAUUGUGAAACAGUGUUUGCGCAUUAACCAGAAGUAUACGGACCCUCAUUUCGACAUUGAAAGGGAUCUCAAGUCUGGUCAGCGAAAUUUCCUUGAUGGACUCCAGGGUGUGAAUUCGGAGAUGAAGCCGAAAGGUGUGAAGCGGGUUACGGACAUUUUCGAGAAACCAGAGUUCUACGUAAAUAAUGCUACUGCGAGUGAUGUUCGUCAGGGAAAUGAUGGUGACUGCUGGCUUAUGGCUGCGAUAUGCACUCUGGGGAAUAUGCCAGGCCUAAUCGAUAGAGUCUGCGUUGCUCGGAAUGAGAAAGUUGGCGUAUACGGGUUUGUCUUUUACAGAGGCAUGUUGUACCCGUACCGGUUUUCUGUGUGGACAUAUAUACUUUUUAUUUUGCAUGGCGAGUGGCGACAUACAAUCAUUGACGAUAAGCUCUACCUCCGAGCCCCGGAUUAUGAAGAUGCGGCAUGGGAAAGGGAAGUCUGGGAUGAUAUUGGUCGCGCUGACACGGAGCUGAACUAUCGAAAGACCUGGCAAACUGGUUCAAGAGCAUUGUAUUUUGCUCAAUGCAGCGACGAUAACGAGACGUGGUUGCCAUUGCUGGAAAAGGCCUACGCAAAAGCGCAUGGUGAUUAUUCAAGUAUCGAAGGCGGGUUUGUUGGAGAAGCGGUUGAAGACCUUACCGGAGGCGUCACUUCUGAAAUUAUGGCUCGGGAUAUCCUUGACAAAGAAAGAUUUUGGAACGAGGAUCUCAUGAACGUUAACAAGAAAUUCGUCUUCGGAUGUGCCACUGGUCUGUAUGGUAGUUGGUUGUACCCUCAAUACUAUGGCUCUAAGGAGAGGUCUGGUAUACAUGAAUGUCACGCAUAUUCGGUCAUGGAUGCGAAGGAAAUCAUGGGGCGAAGACUGUUGCGUCUUAGAAAUCCUUGGGGUCAUAAGGAAUGGUCAGGGCCCUGGAGCGAUGGCUCUGAACAAUGGACACCUGAAUGGAUGAAUAUUUUGCAACAUAAAUUUGGAAAUGACGGAAUAUUCUGGAUUUCUUACGAAGACUUUCUUCUUAAAUAUGAACAUAUCGAUCGGACUCGUCUUUUUGGAGACGGUUGGACGGUAGCGCAGAAGUGGACCAGCCUCCAUGUGCCCUGGGCACUCGAAUAUCACAAAACAAAAUUCGUAAUCAAAGUAGCUAAGGAGGGUCCAGUAGUAAUUGUGUUAUCGCAGCUUGACGAACGUUAUUUCAAGGGACUGGAAGGCCAGUACAAAUUCCAUCUGCAAUUCCGUCUUGAGAAAGAAGGCGAAGAGGACUAUGUCAUCCGCAAUCAAAAUAACAUUUACAUGACCCGCUCUGUUAGCACCGAUAUCACUUUGGAGCCCGGAACAUACACUGUUUUCGUACGAGUAAAAGCUACGCAAUUUAGCAAUCCUCCACCAGAAGAUGUUAUUAGAGAAAAAGCUAGCAAACAACGCGAGAAGCUCGUUCAAAUCGGACACUCGUACGAUUUAGCUCAUGCGAAGGGAGUAGAACUGGAGUCUGAGGAAGAGGAAGCGGAAAGGAAGAAAAGAGAGAAAGAGAAGAAGGCGGCGUUAAAGAAACAGGAGAGGGGUCGUGCGGAAGCUCAGUUGAGAAAAGGAUGGAAAAGAGACAAAAAAAUUGCAGCCAGAGAAAACAGGAAGGCAAAAAGAGCUGCGCGGGCAACGGAGCAGAGGGCAGCCAAGCUACAAGCUAAAAACGACAAGGAGCUGAAAGAGGGUGGGAACAAAGUAGGACAAGUGGUGGAAGGUGAUGCGGAACGUACUGAUGGGAGCAAUCGGGAGGGAGAUGAGGAGGCGACGGAAACUCCAAGGGCUGUAAAUCUGGAGAAUAAAAAUGAAGGCCUAACACCCCGAACGGGAGAUGCAAACGGAAAACUUGAAGGAAAAGCCACGGAAAACAAUGACAAAGAUAUGGAAUCCUCAGAGGUGCCAAACCAAGGAAAGGAAGUCAGAGCAGAGGAAGACAAUAAAAUGAAAGGCGAGGACCUGAAGCCAUCAACAGAGGAUGCGAAGGGGAAAGAAGUACAGAAGGGUGAGGACCCGGAGAGAGAAGAUGAGGGAAAUAUCGAAUCCCACCCAGAUUCAGAGAACGCAAAUGACAAGGAGAAAAGGGAAAUCGAGAUGUCCACUACCUCCAAGCUUACGAAAGGGACGGAAAACGAAAAGCAGAGGCAUGGACACCCCGGAAUGCCAGAAGAAAAUACUGAAUCUCUUCCUGAAUUAUCCCAAAAGUUGGAGACAGAUAGCGACACCGAUUCAGGAUCCGUUUUUGAAUUUGAUUCUGAAAUUGAUAUGUCACCGACCGAAGAAUCUGAAAGCGACAGUGAGGAACAUGAGAAAGACGACGAUGACAACAAUGACGGCGAGUACAGCGUUAAGCCGCCAUGGAAUGCUGUAUGUGUAGUGGGACUUCGCGUUUGUUCCAAGGAUCGCGACUUAACCAUUAGUAUCGUGAAGCCGAAACCAUGGCAAGAACAUAUCGAAGUACGGCGUGACUGCGACGAUCCUGCCGUGGAAUGA
Histoplasma mississippiense is the source of this 2805-nucleotide messenger RNA. RefSeq lists its product with no specific name. Bases 1 to 2805 code for a protein of 934 amino acids. The record is from RefSeq and is a predicted model, not a curated record. The transcript is spliced from 7 exons. Gene Ontology annotation, cellular component: cytoplasm. Gene Ontology annotation, molecular function: calcium-dependent cysteine-type endopeptidase activity. Lineage: Eukaryota; Fungi; Ascomycota; Eurotiomycetes; Onygenales; Ajellomycetaceae. Gene Ontology annotation, biological process: proteolysis.